This is a messenger RNA of Truncatella angustata, 930 nucleotides long. RefSeq names its product UbiA prenyltransferase family-domain-containing protein. Gene Ontology annotation, molecular function: transferase activity, transferring alkyl or aryl (other than methyl) groups. The record is from RefSeq and is a predicted model, not a curated record. Lineage: Eukaryota; Fungi; Ascomycota; Sordariomycetes; Amphisphaeriales; Sporocadaceae. The transcript has a single exon. Bases 1 to 930 code for a protein of 309 amino acids. Gene Ontology annotation, cellular component: membrane.
AUGAUGGGGCUGAAGCUCAUUCGACUCGACCAACACCUAUACACAUUGUACCUCGUCACUGCUAGUGACUUUGUUGCAGUCCUCAUACCGCAGACGCUCUUUGCCAGCUUUUCAGUCCUUUCGGGUCAAUUCACUAACCGCAAUGUACAACUAUCUCCCGCCGCAUUGCUUUCCCGUUUGCCCUACAUUUUGCUUUGGAUAUGGCUGCAGCUCUUAGUGCUCGAUUUGGCCAACCAGCGCCUUCCCGAGUCCGUGACUGAAGACACUCUUAAUAAACCUUGGCGACCCAUUCCAUCCGGUCGCCUCACUCCUUCUGGAGCCCGUGAUCUUCUGGUCUUCAGCAUCGCUUUGACCUUGGUUUUGUCUUCAAUGCAGCUUGGAGGCGCCUCUGAAACACUUCUCCUCUUUACGUUAAACUGGGUUUAUAACGACAUAGGCCUUGCCAAUAGUCACUGGGCUCUACGCAAUUUGAUGAAUGCUUUGGGAAUCACGACCAUCGGAGCGGGCGCCAUAAGUGUUGCCUUCAAGGGGUAUGAGUACGACAUAUCCGUGGACCGCACGGCGAUGUAUCGGUGGCUGUUUCUUUGCGCUGCCGUAUUGAUGUCAACAGUACAGGCUCAGGACUUGUAUGACCAAGAAGGAGACUCUGUACGUGGCCGAUCCACAGCUCCAUUGGUGCUCGGGGAUUGUACGGCGCGUUGGUCAGUUGCAAUUCCCGUGUUGUUCUGGAGCAUUGCAAUCCCAGCAUUUAUGGGACUAGGAUUGUUCGAACAUAUGUAUGGAUACGCCACUCCUGUACUCAUGGGAAUUAUUGUGGCAACGCGCAUCUUGACGCGACGUACUGUAGUCGAUGAUAAAACCUCGUUUAAAGCGUGGGCUGUGUGGACUAUCUGUUUAUAUAUGUCACCACUGUUGAAAGUAAUACUUUAA